AUGGUAAUCAUUCGGAUAUUCAAAAAUAGCUUAGAAGUUGAAGAAUGUCAGGAAGAUGGAAAUACAAAAAUGAGUGAACAUCAAUUCCAUUUUGAUACACUUCAAUUACACGCUGGUCAAGAACCUGACCCUGCUACAAAUGCUCGCGCUGUGCCAAUUUAUGCAACUUCCUCCUAUGUCUUUAAUGAUGCUGAUCAUGGUGCUGACUUGUUCGCUUUGCGUGCAUCUGGCAAUAUUUAUUCUCGUAUCAUGAAUCCUACAAAUGAGGUACUUGAAAAACGUAUUGCAGCUCUUGAAGGUGGUGCUGCUGCUGUAUUGACUUCUUCAGGACAAGCAGCUCAAUUCACUGCUAUUGUUACUCUUGCUAAUUCAGGUGAUAAUAUUGUCGCUAGUGCCUCUUUAUAUGGUGGUACCUAUAUUCAAUUAAAGGUUCUUUUGCCUCGUCUUGGUAUUCAAGUUAAAUUUAUCACCGAAGAUAGUCCUGAAGCUUAUAAGAAUGCUAUCGACGAUAAGACAAAGGCUAUUUAUGUAGAAAGUAUUGGUAAUCCUAGUUUUAAUAUUCCUGAUUUUGAGGCUAUUUCUAAAGUAGCUCAUGAUGCUGGUAUUCCUCUCAUUGUUGACAAUACAUUUGGUGCUGGCGGUUAUAUUUGCAAACCUAUUGAACAUGGUGCUGAUAUUGUCGUUCAUUCUGCUACAAAAUGGAUUGCAGGUCAUGGAACUACGAUCGGUGGUGUUAUGAUUGAUUCUGGUAAAUUUCCUUGGAAUAAUGGUAAAUUCCCCAACUUCUCUGAGCCCUCAGAAGGUUAUCAUGGUAUGUCAUUUUAUGAGACCUUUGGAAAUAUAGCCUUUGCUGCUCGUUUCCGUACAGAGGGUGUUCGUGAUAUUGGUGCCUGUCAAAACCCCUUUGGUGCCUUUUUAAUUUUACAAGGUGUUGAAACAUUAUCGUUAAGAGUAGAACGUACAGUCAAUAACGCCCUUGAAUUAGCUCGUUGGUUAGAAAGUAGAGAUGAUGUGAACUGGGUAUCUUAUCCUGGUCUUGAAUCUCAUCCUCAUCAUCAACGUGCUCUGAAAUAUUUAAAACAUGGAUUUGGUGGUGUAUUCACUUUUGGUGUAAAAGGCGAUUCUAAAGUAUUUAUUAAUAAUCUUAAACUGGCAUCUCAUUUGGCUAAUGUAGGUGAUGCAAAGACACUUGUUAUUGCACCUGCUCUAACAACUCACCAACAAUUAACGGAUGAACAACAAGCGGCUGCUGGUGUCACUAAAGAUAUGAUUCGUGUCUCGGUUGGUAUUGAACAUAUUGAUGAUAUUAAGUGGGACUUUGAUCAAGCAUUAAAACUUGCUGCUCAAAAGAAUUAA
Molecule: messenger RNA, 1356 nt
Organism: Cokeromyces recurvatus
Lineage: Eukaryota; Fungi; Mucoromycota; Mucoromycetes; Mucorales; Mucoraceae
Product: Cys/Met metabolism PLP-dependent enzyme-domain-containing protein
Exons: 5
Coding region: 1-1356 (451 amino acids)
Biological process (GO): transsulfuration
Molecular function (GO): transferase activity, transferring alkyl or aryl (other than methyl) groups; pyridoxal phosphate binding
Source: RefSeq, a predicted model, not a curated record